This is a messenger RNA of Cucurbitaria berberidis CBS 394.84, 1274 nucleotides long. Its product is annotated as NAD(P)-binding protein. The transcript has 2 exons. The record is from RefSeq and is a predicted model, not a curated record. Lineage: Eukaryota; Fungi; Ascomycota; Dothideomycetes; Pleosporales; Cucurbitariaceae. The coding region runs from base 211 to 1125 and encodes 304 amino acids.
CAUUAUUCAGCGACCUUAUCCCCUACCCUUACUCAACGCUCAUGCGAAUGAUAGGUUAUGGGAUAUGGACAGCGGUUUCACGCCGCAAAUAUGCGGGGUUGGAACUAAACAAUAUACGAAGACGAAGACCUCGAGGAGAGGUAUAGAUAUCUGGAGUCGUACAGGUUUUCAGCACAUUGCAAACACACCUGCGUGCUUCGAUCAUCCAUCAUGGCCAAGCUCAUCACCGUCUUUGGAUCCACUGGCAAUCAGGGUGGCUCAGUAGUUCGAGCUAUCCUAAACCACUCUCAACUAUCAAAUGAAUGGAAAGUCCGCGGCAUCACCAGGAAUCCAAACAAACCCGAUGCGCAAGCUAUGGCUGCACAAGGCGUUGAGAUGGUCGCAGCGGAUCUCAACAGCAAGGAAUCCAUUCUCAGCGCCAUCAAAGGCUCUAAUGCCGUCUUCGGCGUUACCAAUUACUGGGAAAAGGCCUCUCUAGAGCACGAGGUUCAACAAGGCAAGAACCUAGCCGAUGCCGCUAAAGAAUCCGGUGUCGAGCACCUUAUCUGGUCCUCUCUACCCUACGUCUCCAAGAUCACGGCAGGGGAGUUGCAUAACUUACACCACUUCGACUCCAAAGCCAUGGUCGAGGAAUACGUCAAUCAGAUUGGCCAGCCUGCCUCCUUCGUGUUACCAGCCUACUUCAUGUCCAACGUUCCGGGAUCCAUCAAGCCUACUCCAAAUGGCGGUCAGUAUUCUCUUUCUUGGCUCUUCCACCCAGACACUCAAAUCCCUAUGCUCGAUGUUCCACGCGACUUUGGCAAGUUCGUGGCAUCCUGUCUCGCCAAUCCUUCCGCGACGCUAGGCAAGCACACCCUAGCUGCAUCGGGUUGGUUCACGCCGUUAGACAUCUGCAAUGUGGUAGAGAACUGCACCGGGAAGAAGUGUGUGUUCCACGAAGUUCCCGUUGAGCAGUACCAGGGAAGUAAAGAGCUGUUUGACAAUCUGAUGAUGAUCAGGGAGUAUGAGUACUAUGGACCUAGCGCCCAAGAUGGAGUGAAGAGCAGUCAUGAAGUCGUUACCAAGGUUGGGGGCUGGGAGGGGUUUGGGACAUUUGAGAAUUUCUUGCAAACGGUCGGCAUCUGAUACGGGUCGGCAAUUUUCAGUUCUCGCUUUUGUGGUUCUAUGGGAUAUGUAACGCCGCCCAUGGUCUUGUUGUUGAGCUUCGGCGGAACGCGUAACACAGACAUGACUCGAAGUUGUUGCUAAAUACGAUAAUAGAUACACUAGCCACG